AUGACACAGUCUACAAUCUUUAUCAACGGAAGGUUGUUUGGUGACGCAAAAGAUGCAACAGAAGAUGCCGUCUAUCAUGAUUCCAUGAUCAUCGAUGGAUCCAGGAUCGUUCACGUUGGAAAGGAAACCGACAAGCCAGUACAACAAGCGAAAGAAGCAGGCGCCAAUGUCAUCAACCUAGAGAACCGAGUUGUGGUUCCUAGCUUUAUCGACAGCCAUGUCCAUCUACUCUUCUUUGGUCUCUCGUUAAAGAAGCUGGACGUAUCACAAUGCGCGUCACUCGAGGAUAUACAGAACACCAUCUCCAAGUAUGCCAAGGAGCAUCCAGAGCUGCCUCGGAUUCUAUGCAAGGGCUGGAUGCAAUCCGUCACAGAUGGCGAGGGUCUGGCCAAAUGGUUGGACGACUUGGACCCUCGUCCCAUCUACAUCGAAGCUUUCGAUCUACACUCUUCAUGGUUAAGCACUGCGGCCUUGAAAGAGCUUCCAGUGGAAGAGAUGAAGGCUACUUGCGGAGAACACGUCACCUGUGACGAGGCUGGAAAUCCAACUGGUCUGCUUGCUGAAACAGCCCAGUCUGCCUUUGUCUGGCCUCAUAUAGUUGGUGCUUGCACAACUGAAGAGAAGCAAGCUGCGCUUCAGACCGCCUUUGAAGCGUACAUCGAGGCUGGAUACGCCGGAGUCAUCGACAUGGCCAUGGAUAUGAACUACUGGGAGGCUCUCGAAGAGUAUCGCAAAACCAAAGGUCUUCCUGUUCACUUUGCCGCUCACUGGCUCAUCCCUUACGAAUCAGACGAAGAGGCGCAGCUUAAACACAUCGAGGAGGCCAUCGCCAUGAACCAGAAGUGGCAUCCUUCACGGUCGCCCGACUUUUGCGUCGUCGGAGUGAAGAUCAUAAGCGACGGCGUGGUGGAUGGAUGUACCGCGGCGAUGAGCUACCCAUAUGGUAAGAGCAAGGAGAUUGUUCCGCCGUUGUGGCCAGGGGACGCUCUGCAAAAGGUCAUCAAGCGGGUGGUUGAAGCCGGAAUGCAGUGUGCGGUACACGCCAUUGGAGACGCUGCAAUCACACAGGCAAUCGAUGGCAUCGCCAGCGCCAAUAGUCCCCGGGGAAGACAUCGCAUCGAGCAUCUGGAACUUGCCAGUGCUGAAGAUGCCAAACGCCUCGGUAAGCUGGGAAUCACAGCAUCCAUCCAGCCCGUCCACAGCGACCCUUCACUCAACUCUGCCUAUGCCAAGCUCAUCAGACCUGCGACAUGGGAGAGGGCUUUCCCUUACCGCGAGUUUCUUGAGGGACACGCCUGCGUCGCGAUUGGUACAGACGCGCCAACAGCUCGACACCUACCGUUCCCAAACCUGUACAAUGCCACAACAAGAAAGUCUGCGCUCCAGCCGACAUCAAGCGCCAAGUGCAACGCCGAUGCCGCGCUCACGCUGUCGCAGGCUGUAACUGCGGCUACUUCUGGCGCGGCAUACUCUCGUUUCGCGGAGGAGUGGACUGGGAGCUUGAAGGCGGGACUGAGGGCGGAUUUCUUAACGCUGGAUACGCAGUGGACGCCAGAGUCUCUGCUGGAAGCUAGGGUAUAUCAGACUUGGAGCCAGGGCAAGGUCGUUUACCAAGCGAAGCCGGAGGUGUUGAACUAG
Molecule: messenger RNA, 1638 nt
Organism: Fusarium keratoplasticum
Lineage: Eukaryota; Fungi; Ascomycota; Sordariomycetes; Hypocreales; Nectriaceae
Product: Amidohydro-3 domain-containing protein
Exons: 1
Coding region: 1-1638 (545 amino acids)
Molecular function (GO): hydrolase activity, acting on carbon-nitrogen (but not peptide) bonds
Source: RefSeq, a predicted model, not a curated record